This is a messenger RNA of Aspergillus heteromorphus CBS 117.55, 1073 nucleotides long. RefSeq names its product NAD(P)-binding protein. The record is from RefSeq and is a predicted model, not a curated record. Lineage: Eukaryota; Fungi; Ascomycota; Eurotiomycetes; Eurotiales; Aspergillaceae. Gene Ontology annotation, molecular function: oxidoreductase activity, acting on the CH-OH group of donors, NAD or NADP as acceptor. The transcript is spliced from 3 exons. Bases 60 to 1073 code for a protein of 337 amino acids.
GGCCCUUGCCGGCUUCAUAUAACCUCCCUUACAGAACCUCUGGACAGGCAUCCGCAAAGAUGAAAAUCCUCCUAACUGGAGCCAGCGGAUGCGUGGGCAGUCACGUCCUUCACGAGCUCGGCCGUCGGGGCCACGAGGUAGUCGUGACAGCCGACUCCGCCACCAAAGGCGAAGACAUUCUUCGGCUGUACACGAAGCUCGGCACCAAGGACACCAGGCUAAGCUACGUGGUGAUAGACACCAACAUAGCCCAAAAAGGGGCCUUCGACGCGGCGGUUCAAUCCAACCCCCCCUUCGACGCCGUCAUCCACACCCACGGCCAUUUCCCGCCGGAUCUCAAGGACCUCGAACAGGACGUGCUACGUCCGAUCGUCGACGGAACCACCUCGCUACUGCAGUCCAUCAAGGCCCACGCUCCACAGGUGAGGCGGGUGAUUCUCAUGUCCUCGACCGCGGCGAUCAUCCGCAGUGACUCGCAUCCGGCCAUGUACGACGAGUCGGUAUGGAACAACACCUCGUAUCAGCCUGGGCUGGACCUUGAAUCGGUGUACGCUGUUAGCACGACGAUGGCCGAGAAAACCGCGUUUAUGUUCCUGCGGAAGAAGGGUCCCAAUUUCUCCGUCACGACGAUCUGUGGAUCGGCGCAUUUUGGCCCCGUCGUGAAUAGGGACAGGGCAGACAAAGCGACUGUCGAUCCCUGCGAUCGUCCGAUUUGGGAGCUCAUCGAGGGUAAUUACGAAGCGGCUUUGCCCCCUCCUGGUUCCCACUUGUGGACCGAUGUCCGGGAUGUGGCUCUUGCACACGUCCAAGCACUCGAGGCCCCCGAGGCUCCCAAUCAGAGAUUCUUGGUGGCCGCGAAGCACUAUGAUAAUAAGAAGGUGGUGCAGAUUAUGCGUGAUGAGCGUCUUCAGCUGGAUUCGGCACCACCUCCCACCGACCAUCCUAUCGAUAGUCCGGCAGACUUGUUUAAAUUUGAUAACACCAAGUCGGUGCGCAUUCUUGGGUUGAAUUAUCGCUCUUUACAGGACUCUGUGAAAGAUACAGUUCAAAGCAUUCACCAGCUUCGGGGAUAG